UGAAAUAUGAAAAAAUCAAAAUGUUUCAAGUAAGCAAUUCGUUGGAUUUCAUCACUUGUCCGUUUGUGCGCAAAGACGAAAUUUGCAACCGAGCUCAUUGCGUCUUCAGCCAUCGGAAAACUGCCAACAGUUCAGAUAAAACAAAGACUUCAGCAGCUUUCAAAUCUCCAUUAAGAUCUGAGAAGAGUAUUUCAUCGAAUAUACGAAGAAACGAUUUGGAAUACGACCCUGUAGAUAAUUAUGCUGUUAAUGGUUUGAGCUCUGCAAAGACAGCUUCGACAAAUUACUUGGCCAAGUGUCACAAAAAACCGUUGGUAAUUGAACAACAGUCGGAUUUUUUGCACAAUAAUGCAGGCAAAGAGAAGUUAGAUUAUUUGAACGGCAACGUAGAUUCUAAUAAUGUUGCAAAGAAACCUGAAGGCAAGACAAAAACCUGUGGUAAGAAAUCAAAGCUGAAAACGUCGACAGAAAAUGUGCUCAAAAAGUCGUCUACAGAAAGUGCGAAAAACACGGCAACAAAAAUGGUCAAACAGGUUCAAGUCAAGCGUAAAUUGGUUUCUGAAGUCGAUUUUCUUUCCAUGGAGGAAGGGGGCUUGGACCUUCCGAAGAAGAAAAAACUUCCAGCUAAUAAAUCAGUAAAUGGCAAACAGCAAGCAAAAAGUUCUGUAGAGCUUGAAAAAAUUGACUUAACUGAAGAUAUUGAAUCUCCAGAGGAGUUAGAAAUAUCAAAUGUUGCGCAUAAUGACUCUCCAAAAGGUAAUAUUACAACUUCAACAUGCAAUCGAAGAGUGGAAAUCCCAUUUCCGCAAGUUGAAGUGCGAAAACAAAGUCCAGGAACUCCUUACGAUCUCAUGCAACAGAGGCUGCAAUUAUUAGGCCAACUAAAGGCUUCUUUAACUAAGCCGAACAAAUCUUCAAACGGUGCUAAAAUAAGUGUUCCAUCUGCAGAUAUUAUAACCAAGUCCUCGACUGUAGCUAGUGAAGUUUCAAAAGAAUCAGCAUUAGCUAUUAUUAACUCAGUACCGAUAUCGAAGUCAAGAGUGGCACAUCAGCCGAAAGAAGAAAUAGCCGAUAAUCGACAAGUACUACUUAAUACUGGAUGUACCAGUGGUCAAUCGGCUGCAAAAGCGCCGACAAUAGAUCCCAAAACACAUUCUUCUAAGAUUCCAUUGAUAAUACGUCAGCAGUAUUUAAAUAAAUUCUUCGACCAUUACCAAAGGUUGACCAGCGAUUCUGAUGCACAUACGAAAUCAGCGGAGGCAGAAAAAUCUAUUUAUGAUCGGACGAAUUCUAAGACGGUUUACAUGAGUUCAUGUGUGAAUGCUCUCAAAAGGCUGGCUAAUAUGUCAUCAGCUGAAUUUCUAGCGCAAAGCGAAAGUAGCAAAUCAUCAGCUAUCGACAAACCAGCCUCGUCGUUGUCUUCAACGUCACUGUCGAAAACAAAAUCACUAUCACAUAAUCAAGUUCUAUUUGGAUCUAAAUACUCUUUCGUCUCACAAAACACCAGAAAUUCAGGUUCUUCGCAACGUAAUUGCCUAUCUGGAGAAGAAUUUCACAAGCUUUGUGAGAAACUUUGUCUAUCUAGCGAUGAAUUGAAAAUUCAUGGUUUUCCCGGUUUCGGAGAGUCUAAGAGAAAAUGUUUUCUUGUAAAUGACCUUGAGAAGGUAGGUGUGAAUGAUAUUGAAGAGCGAAUUUGUUCACGUUGCGGAAAAAGUUAUUCAGUUUAUGCAAUAAGCGGAUCUCCAGUUAGUGCCAACUGCGAGUCGGUUGAAUGCGUGUACCAUUGGGGUAAGCUCUGGUACCAAAGAACCUCGAUGGACCAAAGAUUCAAUUGCUGCCAAGGAGACGUAUCAUCUAUCGGUUGCUGCAUUUCUAAGGGGCACGUGGUAGACAGAACUGUAGUUUUGAAGAAAGAGUUUAUUCCAACGUCUGACAGAAAAAAUGGCGAAACGGAUAGCGAUGGAAUACACACUGAGCUCCAUUCCACAUUUGACAAGUCUGUAAGCCAGGAAGGAAGUUUCAGUAACAAAUCGGUUUAUGCUAUCGACUGUGAAAUGUGUUACACAACGAUGGGCAUUGAAUUAACGAGAGUUAGUGUAGUUAACGACAAAAACGACGUUUGUUAUGACAAGCUAGUGAAACCUAAAUUCCCAGUUGUAGACUACAACACGCGGUUCAGUGGAAUCACGGAAGCGAUGCUUAAAAAUGUGUCAACAACUCUUUCGAUUGUGCAGAAAGAUCUGCUUAAACUGUUCAGUGGUUCUACUAUCUUAGUAGGCCACUCGCUAGAGAGCGACUUGUUUGCUCUGCAAUUGAUUCACGAGAAAGUAAUUGAUACUUCAGUUCUGUUUCCCCACAAAAUGGGACUGCCUUACAAGCGGUCACUGAAGAACUUGGCUCUGGAAUACGUGGGCAAAAUAAUCCAGGAAAGUGCGGAUGGUCACGACAGCAAUGAAGAUGCUCAAACGUGCAUAUCGUUACUAAAAUACAAGUUAAAAACGACGAGUGUUAGAACUUGAAAUAUGCAAUAUCUAAAUUUGAACUGCUUUCGAAAUCAACAAGUGAUUUUUACAAUUG
This is a messenger RNA of Symsagittifera roscoffensis, 2577 nucleotides long. Its product is annotated as RNA exonuclease 1 homolog. Gene Ontology annotation, cellular component: nucleus. Gene Ontology annotation, molecular function: exonuclease activity; nucleic acid binding. The transcript has a single exon. The record is from RefSeq and is a predicted model, not a curated record. Lineage: Eukaryota; Metazoa; Xenacoelomorpha; Acoela; Convolutidae. The coding region runs from base 21 to 2519 and encodes 832 amino acids.